AAAUCCCCCUUCUUUCUCUUCUUCUUUUUCUUUCCAUUCCAUCCAUUGCCUUUCUGGAAUUUUUUUCUUUUCUUUUCUUUCCUCUCAUUUUCUUUUAAUAUAAUAUUCCCUUCUUUUAAUUUACUUCCAUUCUUUUCACAUCACUUCACUUCUUCUCCUUCUUCAUCCUAACAUAUGCACUAUUAAAAGAAGAUAAAAGAACUUCUUUUUCCUCACUUUUUUUCUUUCCUCCCAAAAUCAAACUUGAAGUUUGCCCAUCUUUUUCUUUUUUUGCCUUUUUCUACAUCUCUUUGUGAUGUGUCUUGUUUGUGUUUUUGUGCAACUUUUUGCUCUAUUCUCCAGGCAUAUUAUCAUAAAUUUGGUGUUUUGGGGCUAAAGCUAAAGCAACCGAAGCUACAGAAGGCAAAAAAAAAAAAAGGCACUAUUAGAAAAAUUAAAGAAAACAUUCUUGAAAUCUUGUGUUAUUGUUAGAGAUUUUGUUUAAAAUACAUAAAGAUGUCCUUACAAGGGGUUUUCAGAGAAACCCCAUCAACCAAUUCUCCAAAGCCAAUCCCUGAUCUUUCUCUCAACAUUAGUCCUCCAAAUAGUUCCUCUAGUUUCGACCUGUCAGGUCGAUGUGUCACUGAAGUGGGUGAAAAUCACGGGAGACCAGAGUUCAGUAAGAGAACAAAUUGUCUUACUGAGCUCUCGUUAGCUCACCCCACUGCUACCACCACCACCACCACCGCCGUUGGCGAUGAAACAAUUACAAGAAGGGGUUUUUUAGACCACCUACCAAGAAACCCUUAUUACAACAACAACCAUCAGCACCACCACCAUCAUAGCCAAAAUUAUAGCCAUGUGAUGCAACCAAUGAGCCAAAUAAAUCAUGGGGUUUCAUCUUUAGAUGUAUCCGACGGUUUACGCCCUAUCAAGGGCAUCCCGGUGUACAAUCACAACCGUUCAUUCCCUUUCUUGGCUACUAAUUUGGACAAGGAGAAAGAUCCAAAGAUGUGCUUUUACCCAUCAUCAUCUUCUUCUUCUUCACCUUAUUUCAAUACCAGGUUUAAUGGGAUGUCAUCAUCUUCUUAUCAAGUGCCACAUCAUCUACAAUAUCAUCAUCAUCAUCAUAGUCAAUAUGGUCAUGUAGGAUUAGGGCAUUCUCAUCAUGAAAAUAUUGCAAAUACUCAUAGUUUGAUGAGAUCAAGAUUUUUACCAAAACUUCCAGCUAAAAGAAGUAUGAGAGCACCAAGAAUGAGAUGGACUAGUACACUUCAUGCUAGAUUUGUUCAUGCUGUGGAGCUUCUUGGUGGACAUGAAAGGGCAACACCAAAAUCAGUCUUGGAGCUAAUGGAUGUGAAAGAUCUUACUCUUGCUCAUGUCAAAAGCCAUUUACAGAUGUAUCGCACUGUUAAAACCACUGACAAACCUGCAGUUUCCUCUGGGCAAUCAGAUGGAUCAGGUGAAGAUGAUCUCACAACAAUGGGGAGCACCGGUGGCGGUGACCGGGUGGGUCUAUGCCGGUUUUUGGAUCAGAGAGGAGGAUCCGAUGGAUCUUUACAACCCGAAUCCGAUUACCCUUCUACUGCAACUCCUACUCUUUGGAGUAACUCUUCAAGCAGUAGAGAAGGAUGGUUGCAAGCUAACUCCAAUGACGCAAAUGACCUCAUAUCACAUUGUUUUCCAUCUCAACAAAGAUCAGGUCAUCACAUAGAGGAAUGUAAUUCUUCAAGGCCAAAAAGCUACAAAAUUGGUUCCAAUUUGGAUCAUCAGAAAAAUCCAAGCUUGGAGUUUACAUUAGGAAGACCAGAUUGGAUUGAAAAGGAUCAUGAAUGAAGAAGUCCAUCAAAAACAUUUUGGAUCUUGGUUUAAUUUAAUUAGCUGAUUAUUUUUCUAUGUAUUUUCUUUUCUAUAAUUUUUGAAUGGAAGAAAAGGCAUGAAUAUGAAAUUAUUAAGAGGUAUAUAUAAAAAAAAAAAUUAAAAAAAAAAAAAAGACAGCAAAAAGAUGGAGAUCGAUUGGUCUAAGGUAGUUUAGCAAAUUAAGUCCCAAUUAAGCAGCUGAUAUAAAGAGAUGGACGUACGUGGAUUUUUCUUUAGGUCUUCCAUGCAUAUUAUAACCUAAGUGGUUAACGUAUGUUUUUUUUAUACAUUUUUUUUUCUUUUUUUUUUUGGUUUUGUUAAUCUUUGUUUUUUUGAUAUCUUGGGUUGGUUGAUAUUCUAGCCGUUGGCUGCGAGUCUCUAAUGUAAAAGUUUGAUUAAUUAACCUCAA
Messenger RNA from Lycium ferocissimum, 2248 nucleotides. RefSeq names its product transcription repressor KAN1-like. NCBI's taxonomy places the organism in Eukaryota, Viridiplantae, Streptophyta, Magnoliopsida, Solanales, Solanaceae. Gene Ontology annotation, cellular component: nucleus. Gene Ontology annotation, molecular function: transcription cis-regulatory region binding. The record is from RefSeq and is a predicted model, not a curated record. Bases 496 to 1815 code for a protein of 439 amino acids. Gene Ontology annotation, biological process: regulation of DNA-templated transcription; abaxial cell fate specification. The transcript has 6 exons.